This is a messenger RNA of Aptenodytes forsteri (emperor penguin), 1170 nucleotides long. It is a transcript of the gene CCNA2, whose product is annotated as cyclin A2. The record is from RefSeq and is a predicted model, not a curated record. Gene Ontology annotation, molecular function: cyclin-dependent protein serine/threonine kinase regulator activity. NCBI's taxonomy places the organism in Eukaryota, Metazoa, Chordata, Aves, Sphenisciformes, Spheniscidae. Bases 1 to 1170 code for a protein of 389 amino acids. Gene Ontology annotation, biological process: mitotic cell cycle phase transition; regulation of cyclin-dependent protein serine/threonine kinase activity. Gene Ontology annotation, cellular component: cytoplasm; nucleus; cyclin A2-CDK2 complex. The transcript has 7 exons.
AUGCCAGAUUACAGGCAAGAAGAGCAGCCCUUAAAGCCUCGCCCUUUGCUACCGCUACGGAGUGAAGGGGAUUUUGCUCAGGCAGAUCCUGAGACUUCAUGGACUUUUCUCCCAGGUAAUACCCUGUACUGGUGCAAGGGUUGUGAGCUCUUCCCAGUACACAAGAAACGGGAGCUGUCAGAUCCAUCUUCUUUAACACGCACGCAAGAGGCCCAGCAGUCCUGGAGAGCCACCAUCGACGUACUGCAGAAUAGGGUAGCUCCCCGUGCUGCGAGGGAGUGGUCGGAUGGUGCCCAUUUUAACGUGGCUAUUAUCUUCUGCUUAGAUUCUCCAAGUAUUAUGGAUAUUUCAAUAACCUCGGAAGCAGAAGAGAAAAAACCAAACGUUAAUAACGUGCCAGACUAUAUCAGCGAUAUCCACACGUACCUUAGGGAAAUGGAGGUGAAAUGCAAGCCUAAAAUGGGUUACAUGAAGAAGCAACCUGAUAUCACAAACAACAUGCGGGCUAUUCUUGUGGACUGGCUGGUGGAAGUUGGAGAAGAAUACAAAUUACAGAACGAAACCCUGCACUUAGCUGUAAAUUACAUUGAUAGGUUUCUUUCGUCAAUGUCUGUUCUGAGAGGAAAACUUCAGCUUGUGGGUACUGCAGCUAUGCUGCUUGCAUCAAAGUUUGAAGAAAUCUACCCUCCUGAAGUAGCAGAGUUUGUCUACAUCACAGAUGACACCUAUACCAAGAAGCAGGUUCUAAGGAUGGAGCACUUAAUUCUGAAGGUUUUGUCGUUUGACUUGGCAGCUCCAACAAUCAACCAGUUCCUCACUCAGUACUUCCUACAUCAGCAGACAAAUGCUAAAGUGGAGAGCCUGUCAAUGUACCUUGGGGAGCUGAGUCUAAUUGAUGCUGAUCCUUACCUGAAAUACUUGCCGUCAGUUAUUGCUGCUGCAGCAUUUCAUCUAGCAGGCUAUACGAUCACUGGACAAACUUGGCCUGAAUCCCUGUGCAAAGUAACAGGCUACACCCUUGAAGACAUCAAGCCUUGCCUCGUGGACCUACACAAGACCUACCUCAAAGCAGCACAGCACACACAACAGUCCAUAAGGGAAAAGUACAAGAGUACAAAGUACCAUGGAGUAUCGCUUAUUGACCCACCAGAGACACUAAGCUUAUUGUAA